Molecule: messenger RNA, 1491 nt
Organism: Metarhizium brunneum ARSEF 3297
Lineage: Eukaryota; Fungi; Ascomycota; Sordariomycetes; Hypocreales; Clavicipitaceae
Source: RefSeq, a predicted model, not a curated record
AUGGAUUUCUGGACGCUUCUGACCACCAGGUGCUCUACCCUUGUGUCUGUUGCUAUUUCCGUGUUAGUUGGAUACCACUUAUUAAAGCUGUUAUCAAAGCGCGGUCGUGGGCAUCUCCCGCUUCCCCCAGGCCCGCCUGGAGAACCAAUAUUGGGUCAUUUGCGUGUUAUCCCGACAGAUAACCCCGAAUACGCCUAUAUGAAAUGGUCCGAGGAAUACAAGUCGGACAUUUUAUCCUUCCAUGUCCUCGGCCAACCAGUCAUUGUUCUCAACUCAGUCCGUGCCGCAGUUGACCUGCUUGACAAACGAGGUGCCAAUUAUUGUGACAGGCCAAGAUUUGUCCUAUUUGAAAUCAUGGGAUGGGGCAAAACGCUUACCUUCUUACCCUGGGGACAGACUUUCAGGACGCACCGUCGAAUUCUGCAGAAGAAUUUCCAAAAAAGUAAUAUUGUGCAAUACCGCCCGGUCCAAGAACGGGAAACUGCCUUGAUGUUGCAAGGCAUACUUGCGAGACCUACCUUGUGGGAUACCGCUAUUCGACGGUUUGCUACCGCUGUUGUUCUCGGUAUCGGCUUUGGCAUCAAGGUGGAACAGGACAACGACCCAUUCAUCCAAGUUGCUGCGGACGCUAGCUACGCUUUAGCUCAUGGAGGUGCCCCUGCAGGAACUCCUGUCGACUUCUUCCCAUUUCUCAACUCCUUACCGUCUUGGUUUCAUGAUCGUUCGCUCAAAUUUGCCAGGGAUUGGAAAUGGGCCAUUUGUAACUUGCAUGACAAGCCUUUCGAUGCUGUGUUGGCCUCCGAAGAAAUGCCUGAUUCUCUUAUGCAAGACAUGGUUGACCAGAGACAAGCCCAAAUUGAAAAGGGUGAGCAGCCCGAGUUAUCGCAUGACGAUAUCAAGGGAGCAGCUGGCGCUGUUUUUGCAGCUGGCCAAGAUACAACAUGGGCAACUAUAACUGUGUUUAUUCUAAACAUGCUCCUACACCCCGGGAUACAGACCAAAGCACAAGGUCUACUGGACAAGGUUACCGGCCGCAACAGACUUCCAAAUUUCAAUGAUAGACCACAGCUCCCGUACAUUGACUAUAUCGUCCAGGAAACAUUAAGAUGGUGUCCUGUAUCUCCUAUGGGAAUCCCACACAAGUCAUUGGAAGACGACACUUAUAAUGGCUACUUCAUCCCUGCAGGAUCUUUCGUGUGUGCAAAUGCCCGAGCCAUGACCCACGAUGGACGGACAUUUAAAGAACCGGAUAACUUCAAUCCCGAUAGAUAUGCGACCGAAGAAGACGGCGGUUUAGGGGAGCCUUUUCCGGUUGGCCAAUUUGGUUAUGGCCGUAGAGUAUGCGUCGGCAAACACCUCGCAGAAGCGAGUGUUUGGAUAGUGGUAGCAACCAUGCUAAGCACUAUGAACAUUGAACCAGUCAGAGAUGAGAACGGAAAGGUGGUUGUACCCAAACGCAACGACAUGACGAAUCGCAUGGUUCUUGUUUAA